Molecule: messenger RNA, 1655 nt
Organism: Porites lobata
Lineage: Eukaryota; Metazoa; Cnidaria; Anthozoa; Scleractinia; Poritidae
Source: the annotation of a GenBank genome assembly
UACAAAAACAAACUGAACCAUUUAAUUCGCAUCGCAAAACGUAAAUACUAUGAUACUAAGUUUGAGAGUGCCAAAAAUGACCUUAGAACAACUUGGAAAUUGAUUAAUGAGGUUAUAAAUAAGCGUAAAAGUAAAUCACCUUUACCUUCAUCACUUGCAUCUGAGGGUAAAACGAUAACGAGUCCUGUGGAAAAUGCUGAUAAAUUCUGUAAAUACUUUACUAAUAUUGGCCCCAACCUAGCUAGAGCAAUACGCGACUUAAAUUUCUCAUUUAGUUCUUUUCUUGGUGGUGUUAACCAUCCUCCUAUCAUCCAGCACCCUACCGACCCCUGUGAACUGGGAAGCAUUUGUGGCAUGGUUGCCUCGGGGAAGGCCCCCUGCUAUGACAAUAUUUCAAUGCGUGUAAUUAAACACUCAUUUCACCUGAUUUCUGUCCCUCUGGCCAACAUCAUAAAUCUGUCUUACAAAAAGGCAUCAUCCCUGAUAAACUAAAAAUUGCUAAAGUGAUUCCUAUUUACAAAGCAGAUGAUCCUAUUCAUUUUACAAACAACAGACCCAUUUCUUUGUUGUCCAUGCAAUUUUUCCAAAUUUUUUGAAAAAGUAAUGUAUAAUCGCAUGAUUGAAUUCGCCGAGCAGUAUAAUAUACUAUACCGCUGCUAGUUUGGAUUUCGUGAAAACUAUUCAACGUCCCAUGCUCUAAUCCAUCUGAUAAAUAGAAUCUCUUCGGCAAUUGACCAGCGUGAAACUACUGCAGGUGUUUUCCUAGAUCUCUCCAAAGCUUUUGACACUCUUGAUCAUCAAAUCUUAUUCAUCAAGCUGGAGCACUAUGGCAUCCGUGAUGUGGCUCUGCAGUGGAAAAAAAGCUACUUUUCUUGCCGUCAGCAAUUCGUCUAAAUUAAUCAAACUUUUUCCUCAAUGCAGACCGUUAAGUGUGAAGUUCCUCAAGGAUCCAUGUUAGGCCCCUUAUUCUUCAUACUUGACAUAAAUGAUCUUCCCAACGCCUCCAAGUUAAGUGAGCUUCUACUUUUUGCUAACGACACGAGUAUCUUUUUUCACACUUUAAUCCGAACUACUUAGAGAAUGUUCUUAAUAACGAGUAACUAAAUAUUGACGUUUGGUUAGGUGCAAUAAGCUCUCAGUUAAUAUCAAAAAGACAAAUUGUUACCUUUAGUCCGAGUCAGAGGAAAGUCACUCACAGUUUUUCUCUCUCUUUUGGAGGUCAACCUCUAAUUCAAAGCAAUGUAACUAAAUUUCUUGGGGUGCACCUAGACGAACAUCUUACUUGUAAAUAUCACAUAAACUUUGUCUGUAAACAAAUCGCUAAAGCAAUCGGUAUUUUUUCCAGAACGCGUUUCUGCUUAUCUUGUAAUACCAAACUCACGCUGUACUACACAUUAAUUUAUCCUUAUAUUGCUUCUUGUAACUGCACGUGGUCUUCUACUUACGUAUCUAAUUUAUAAUUAAACAGAAUUUACUAUCUACAAAAGCGGGCUGUGCGAGCUAUUACAAAUUCAGAAUAUUGAGCGCAUACCGCUCCUCUAUUCUCCAAAUUGGAAAUUCUAGAUAUUUUCCAAGUUAAUACGCUCGAUACUGCUAAAUUUAUGUUUCGCUACCACAAUAAUCUGCUGCCUCCACUCUUCCGCAAUCUGUUUAUG